AUGGACGUUGACGGCUCCAAACCGCCAGAUGAUGGAAAGCUCCCUGAGCGCCCCUCCUUCCGUGAUAAACUAAUGGGGGGUGCAAGGGCUGAAGCACCAAAGGAAGUGAAGGACCUAGUGGAUCAAGGGCGAAUGAAAAUCCAGUUAGUGAACGGUAACAGGCUACUGCCAAGAAUAGUAACUGAUCCGUCUGUGGUCGAGGAAAUGAGUGCUCCAUGGAAGGAGGCCUUGGUGGUAACCCUCUUGGGUAAAACCCUUGGCUAUCGCACAAUGAAACUCAAGCUGGCAAAUGUGUGGCGGCUGAAUGGGGAAUUUGACAUGAUUGAUGUUGGUAAUGGUUUCUACAUGGUGAAAUUUGAUAUCAAAGAGGACAAGGAAAAGGUGAUGAAUGGAGGGCCAUGGAUGUUGUUCGACCAUUACUUAGCAGUGUCAACAUGGAGCCCAAAAUUCAUAUCGCCGGCGACAAGAGUAACAAAUACACUAGCUUGGGUCAGGAUUCCAGGGCUCAAUGUGGUGUUCUAUGAUGAAAGCUAUUUGCUGUCGGUAGCAAGGGCGAUUGGAAAACCAAUCAAGGUGGAUCGGAAUACUCUGAAAGCUGAUAGGGGGAGGUUUGCGAGGAUCUGUGUCGAACUAGACCUCACGCUUCCUGUGGUGGGCAAGGUGUGUAUUGAAGACUACUGGUAUAACAUUGAAUAUGAGGGGCUUCAUGUGAUCUGUACGAAAUGUGGAUGCUACGGUCAUCGCAGUCGGGAUUGUAGAGACUCUCCGGUAACCACGGAAGGAGAUCAAGAGCCGGUGCCCCCUGCAGACGGCGGCCAAGGGCCAAACCCUAGCCAGGAAACGGCGCAGGCAACCAAUGCGUUUAAUCAGAAGAACACAGAAAAGGAAACAAUGGAAGUAAGGGAAAGUAGCGUAAUUUCAGGAGAGAAAACUGGAAAUAUACAUGGACUAGGUGCACAAUCAGGGGCCAUGGAAAAUGUGGUAAUUAAUCUGGAAGAGGAUUUCCAAAUCAUGGGAGAUUGGAUCACAGUGACCAAGAAAAAAAGAGAUAAGAAAACGGCUCCAAAAAAUCUGGGGCACAAAGGGAAUAUCCCACGGCCAGAUUCGCAUGGAGUAGUAAUUGGCAAAUCAUUGCCAAGGAGUGCAGCACAGAAACCGAGGGAGGAGCAAACGGUUAAUACAAAUUUCAUGCCACCUGGGGCCCACUUCACGUUUGGCAGUGGCAGUCGUUUAGGGCACAAGGUUCACGGAAAUAAAAACAAACGGUCCCGUGUGGAGGAGACAAAUGGCCAUGUCACUGAUCAAGCAAGCCAACCCAUGGACCCUGGUGACCAAUCACUUCAGGAGCAGGGAGACACAGGAUUAAAUGGUGAUGGAACAAUGCAUGAAUCCAUGCACCGUAGUGGUGCCAAUUUGGAUAGCUUUAUCCAAGUCGACAACGCUACCCUUGCACUGCCAGGUUGA
Molecule: messenger RNA, 1464 nt
Organism: Lotus japonicus
Lineage: Eukaryota; Viridiplantae; Streptophyta; Magnoliopsida; Fabales; Fabaceae
Exons: 1
Coding region: 1-1464 (487 amino acids)
Molecular function (GO): nucleic acid binding; zinc ion binding
Source: RefSeq, a predicted model, not a curated record